CCUCCCCUGGGCUGGUCGCUACUUUAUGUCUCACUAAUUCUCUUGAAACCCAAUACUCUUUCAGCUGACUUCCUGAGUAGAACCGAGAGAACAGGCAGUAUAGACAAGAAAACAGUGACUUGGACACAGAGAGACUUUUUAAAACAGUUACCUUGUGAGACUGCUUGGGAUUUAAAGUAAGAUCCCGAUUUAUUGGAGAGUGAGGCUCAGGGCAAUACUUUGGCUAAGUUUUACAGUCUGAACUCCAACAUCAUCCCAAACCAGCAGGUGGAUUGGUGUGUGCGUUGCCCUGUGAGAAGGAGGUGGAUUCAUCUGAAAGUGGACUUUUACCCCCACAGUGAUCCAAGAUCAUAACAUCAUAGUAAAUGAGUGAACUGUGGUGUUAAGCAUGAGCCUGAACUAAUCUGAACCUGUUGCAAUAUGGACUUUUUCUAACCAGGGGCUCUUUCUUACUAAAACCAAGGCCAAAUUAAAGUUGCCUUUUUUUUUUUUUUUUUAUGAUCUUAUUUAAAAAUUGCCUGUUUAUGUCCAGGAUGAAUUUGAAGUGGAUUUAGUCCCACUUUGAUCUGAUCCGAAUUCAGCUUGCAAAAUUGCACUAAACUGAAUUAGAACUGAUAUAUUUUUUGAUCACUUGUCUUGGAAUUUACAAGGCAAGUCCAGCUAAGAUCCUACCUGUUUUUUUUAAAUCUUUUGCCAAAUAGAGAUUGGGACCCCCCAGGGGAAUGCCGCGCAAGGCUAGCGUGGCGGCCUGGGGGGCAGCCCUCUUUAUCUCAUGGAAUGCCAUCCUUCUCCUCUACCUCAUGAGCCGCCCACGUGGCCCUGAUCCUUCAGACCUAACUGCACACUUAAUUCGUCUGACUGAAGACGCAGAAACUGAGCUAGAGAAACAGAAAGGGCUACUUCAGCAAAUCCGUCACUACAGUGGCCUCCUAAACAUCCGUCAGCCUCCUCCACAGGUUGUACAUGGCAUCGCUGUGCCCCACAAACUAGCUAAUGUCUCAUUCCCUUCCCCAUCCCCAGUUGGGUCUGAUCCUCUGCCAGUUGUCAUUCCAAUCCUUGUGAUAGCAUGUGAUCGCCCAUCAGUAAGGAGGUGCCUAGACUCCCUCCUAAAAUACCGCCCUUCAGUGGAUAUGUUUCCCAUUAUAGUAAGCCAGGACUGUGGCCACGAAGAGACAGGAAGGGUUAUAGACUCAUAUGGAGAUGCAGUGAAGCACAUAAAACAACCCGACCUCUCCGAGUUGUCUGUGCCAUCAGAACACAGGAAGUUCCAGGGAUAUUAUAAAAUCUCCCGCCAUUACCGUUGGGCCCUUAAUCAGAUCUUCAGGACCAUGGCCUAUAAGGCAGCCAUUGUGGUGGAAGACGAUCUGGAGGUAGCCCCGGACUUUUAUCAAUAUUUUCAGGCUUCCUCUAGCAUUCUCCUCAAGGAUCCCACCCUGUGGUGUGUGUCUGCCUGGAAUGAUAAUGGCAAAGAAGCCCUGGUGGAGGCUGGGAGCAGUGCCAUGCUUCACCGUUCUGACUUUUUUCCAGGUCUCGGCUGGUUGCUACUGCGAGAGUUGUGGGAGGAGCUAGAGCCAAAGUGGCCAGCAGCCUUCUGGGAUGAUUGGGCCAGGCGGCCUGAACAGAGACUAGGUAGGGCUUGUAUAAGGCCAGAGUUGCCCCGUACUAGGACAUUUGGGAGAAAAGGUGUCAGCCAGGGGCAGUUCUUUGACCAGCAUCUGAAGUUUAUCAAGUUGAACCAAGAUCCAGUAGACUUCACAAAAAUGGAUCUCUCAUAUCUUCUGAAAGAGACAUAUGACCAGUUUUUCCUGGGGCAAGUUUAUGGGGCACCAAAAGCUCGAGCAGAGGAGGUGCUACAAGGGAAAUUGUCUGGGGGCAGGACGGUGAGGGUUGAAUACACAAAUAGAGACACUUUCAAGGCCAUGGCCCGGUCAUUCGGUGUUAUGGAUGACCUGAAAUCUGGGGUGGCUCGAGCAGCUUACAUGGGGGUGGUGUCUUUCACUCACAGAGGAAGAAGAGUUUUUCUUGCUCCACCUAAAGACUGGGCGGGAUAUGACCCAUCAUGGACUUAAAGUGAUCUGAAUCUUGUUCAGGAGAAUGGAAGAAGAAUGGUGUAUGAGAAGGGAGAGGAGUAAAAGGUAGAUAAUACAUAUAGGAUAAAGCGCAUCAGAUUUUCGCAUAAACUCUUGAAAAUUGAGUGGAAGGAUUUUGACAUAGGAAAGGAACUCUUGAAUUGUUAAUAAACAAAAAGGAUUGAAAUCUCUUAGUGAGAUGCAAGCAGUGUGGUCCAUAGCUGUGUUGCUCACUCAUGAAGAAGCAAGCUCAGGCAUUUGUGGGAUCUAUAUGCUAUGGGCUUGGUAUCUUAAGAAUCCUCUCCUUUCUAUGAUAUCGCCUCAAUAAAGUGACCUUUAUAGCCACAGUGAUUCAG
Messenger RNA from Pelobates fuscus (common spadefoot toad), 2425 nucleotides. RefSeq names its product alpha-1,3-mannosyl-glycoprotein 2-beta-N-acetylglucosaminyltransferase (gene MGAT1). Gene Ontology annotation, molecular function: alpha-1,3-mannosylglycoprotein 2-beta-N-acetylglucosaminyltransferase activity. NCBI's taxonomy places the organism in Eukaryota, Metazoa, Chordata, Amphibia, Anura, Pelobatidae. Gene Ontology annotation, biological process: protein N-linked glycosylation. Gene Ontology annotation, cellular component: Golgi apparatus. The transcript has 3 exons. Bases 723 to 2069 code for a protein of 448 amino acids. The record is from RefSeq and is a predicted model, not a curated record.